CCCCACAAAACAUUCAGUCCAUCAGUACAUUCCACAGAGCGGUGCUGCCUCAGCAGUCCAAUUCUGAAGAUGACAUCGGGUUACCUUCAUGUGAUCCUGAAACAAGCAUGACAGAAAGUCUGUAUGAGGAAGACAAUUCUUCGCGUAAUAUGUCUUUAGUUGACAUGCAUCCAUCGGGUUUACUGAUACCAAUACCCGAUGUUUCGAGAGACGCUCCUCCACCCGUUUCCCUCGUCGGGCCUCCACUCACAAUCCACGGGCAACAACGUUCGGUGCCGCCUCCACUUCACCUCCUGAGGCCACCGCCACCAGGUCAUCCAAGUGGAAUGCCGCACAACGUGCCUCCACCUGGUCAUCCUUUAGGUCCUCCACCAGGACACAUGGGUCUACCCCCUCAUGGACCACCCCCAAGCCAUCCUAUUGUUCCACCACCAAACAUGAUUGGACAUCCACCAAAUAUGCCACCACACCUUGGUCCACCACCUGGACACGUGGGUCCACCACCUCUGGGCCCACCGCCAGGACAACUGUUGGGCCCGCCACCUUUCAAUAGGCAAGGACCUCCAACUCAACAAGGGCCUCCAAACAGUCAUCAAUUAGGCCCACCACCAGGUCAUGUCAGUGGACAGCCACCUCAUGCCCCUCCACUGGGACAGUUAGGCAAUCUACCGCCUGUCCAUGGACAACAGCAUGGGCUUCCUGUUGGUCAUCAUUUGGGUCCACCUCCGAGCCACAUGGCUAUCAGGCCACCUGGCCCACCGCACUCGGCACCCUAUGGCAUGCCUCGGCUAGGUGCACCACCUCCACCAGGGGCGCUACCUCCACAACAUUUCAAUAUGUUGCCACCAGGACCCCCGGUUUCAGGCCACGUUGGUGUCCCCCCAGCUCACAUACGUGGCCCACCUCCAGGCCAUGCAAGUAACCCUUUGCCUGUUAGGGGGCCACCUCCAGGACACAUCAGUGGCCCGCCACCCAGAUUUCCAUGUGGUCCACCUCAAGAGCAAGGUCCACCUAAAGUCAUGCCUGAUAAUCAGCCACUGCAUAUACCUCGAUCGGGUGCCUCAACUGGACCUCCCCCAGGCUUUGGCAGUGUUCCAGUUUCUGCACAUCACGGUCCCCUAGAAUCACGAAAUACACCACCCUCAGAUGCUCCACCAUGGGGAUCUGAUUUUUCUCGAGGGCCGCCUCGUAGUCAGGGUCUGCCCGGAGCACAUGCUCAAAAAAAGAGGGUCCUCCAGAAAUCCCACAGGACAGGGGAAGCAGACAACACAGAGAGUACCCGUCACAGCCUGGACCUGGACCCCAGCAAUCACUUGGAUUUCGCCCACAGCGGGCAUUGCUUCCAACCCCUCUCAUUCGACCAAAUGAUGGCCUUCGACCAAGAUUUCCUGGAGGUGACCGCCAGGCUCCUGGAUUUCCACGACCCCUUUUGCAGAAUCCUCCAGGGCAGAUACCUUCAGGGUUCCAACCAGUGCAUCAGCAUGACAAGCCAGGGCAACCAGUUCCCUCAAGGGGCCGUUGCUGCAGCCUAACCUGCAAGGGCCUCACAGUCGACGACCUAAUUUUCCAGAGCCAUUCAAUGAUCCAGAUAAUCGAAAUGUGGAAAGAGAGGGAGUUGAUUCCCACAGUGAUGACAGAAUUAUUGAAAAACAUGUUGAGGAAUCAUGGGGAAGGCCGGAAGAUCAACAGGAGCA
Molecule: messenger RNA, 1694 nt
Organism: Lethenteron reissneri (Far Eastern brook lamprey)
Lineage: Eukaryota; Metazoa; Chordata; Hyperoartia; Petromyzontiformes; Petromyzontidae
Product: basic salivary proline-rich protein 1-like
Source: RefSeq, a predicted model, not a curated record